ACUCUAGCUUUGGUAACCAUCGAGACACGUCCGGGGCUGCUUCCCCGGGGUACCUAUUACGUAACUUUCGGCACUAUAUUCUCCAUCUCUCGGUCCCACAAGCAACAUCAUGUUUGCCGUCAGAAACGUCCUCCGCCUCGGAUCCAGGUUAUCCAUCCCCGCGGUGGCGAGGAGGGGAUGCGCCGGGGCUGCAAUCCCGGUGGACGAUGUGGUGAACGGACUCACCGAAGAGCAGAUACAGCUCAGGCAGACUGUUCGUAAAUUCUGUGCAGAAAAACUUGCACCUCAUGCUGAUGAGAUCGACAAAAGUAAUGAAUUUCCAGGAAUGCGGGAGUUUUGGAAAGAUAUGGGGGAGAUGGGACUCCUUGGGAUCACUGCUCCAGUGGAAUAUGGAGGCACAGGACUGGGCUACCUAGAUCACGUCAUUGUUAUGGAGGAAAUGUCACGAGUGUCAGCAGCCAUUGCUCUUAGUUACGGUGCCCACUCUAACCUCUGUGUCAAUCAGAUGGUGCGGCACGGAAACGAGAAACAGAAGGAAAAGUACUUGCCAAAGUUAAUGACAGGGGAGCAUGUAGGAGCUCUGGCCAUGAGUGAGCCCAACGCUGGUUCUGAUGUCGUGUCCAUGAAACUUAAAGCCAAGAAGCAAGGUGACUAUUAUGUUCUGAAUGGAAACAAGUUCUGGAUCACAAACGGGCCAGAUGCCGACGUCCUUAUUGUUUAUGCCAAGACAAAUCCUGAGGCCCAUCAAAAAGGCAUCACAGCUUUCAUUGUUGAAAAGGGAAUGCCAGGUUUCUCCACAGCACAGAAGCUCGACAAACUCGGCAUGAGGGGAUCCAACACCUGCGAGCUGAUCUUUGAAGACUGCAAAGUCCCAGAGAAGAACAUCCUGGGUCCGUUGAACAAAGGUGUUUAUGUGAUGAUGAGCGGCCUAGAUCUGGAGAGGUUGGUUCUCUCAUCAGGACCUAUCGGCAUCAUGCAGGCGGUUUUGGAUUUUUCUGUUCCUUACCUACAUGUCAGAGAAGCUUUUGGACAGAAGAUUGGACACUUUCAGCUAAUGCAAGGCAAGAUGGCUGACAUGUACACCAGGCUGAGCUCCUGUCGACAAUAUGUGUACAAUGUUGCCCGGGCUUGUGACAAGGGACACUUCAGUGCAAUGGAUUGUGCUGGGGUGAUUCUGUAUUGUGCUGAGAACGCCACUCAGGUUGCUUUGGAUGGCAUUCAGUGUUUGGGUGGUAAUGGCUACAUCAACGACUACCCUAUGGGACGUUAUCUGCGUGAUGCAAAGCUGUAUGAAAUCGGUGCGGGCACAAGCGAAGUACGCCGGCUCAUCAUCGGACGAGCCUUCAACGCCAUGUUCAAAUAAGCUGAACUGAUCUCUAAAGACUGAAUGAGCUGUUUGCCGUGAAUGAACACAGUUACUCACACACAGGGCCUUACAUCGUAUGAAAUGUUGCUGCUGUUAGGAUGUUGUUGGAUUGUCAUAUGUCUCAGAAUCUGUCACCUAGGAUUUUAAUUCAUAUAUAUAUAAUGUACAUGAAAUCACUCAGUAAGAGUUAACAGUUACUGACAGGCAAAACAAAUUAAAUGAUGAUUCAAUGUGAAGUGGCCUUGAUGUCAUUUUGUUUUUCAUAUUAGGCUAACUGUAGUCUCCGUUACAGUCACUUGAUGACCAUUGAAAUGCCAAUAAAGCAGUAAAAUUAUUAUUAUUUAACUUUUUAAAUAGGCGGUAUCGCACAUAUAAUAUUUUCCUGCCAUGUCAUGAAAAUAAGUAAGCAUGUUAAAAUCUUUGAGGUAGUUGUAAACCAGUUGAUACAUCUUUUAAUUUCAACUGGACUAGAUGAAAGCUGAUUUUUGUGCCGUGUUGAACACUCCUGCUAGAGCUCCAAAAACUACUGCUGCCAAGAGUUUUGGCUUCAGUAUUUGGACGGAAAACAUGUACUUUCUCCUUCAUCCAGUCAAAUUGGCAUUUCAACUGCUGUAAGAACAAGUGGUUUCUGAUUACUGUUCCAUUAUUAUCAAUGUAUGAAAUCAGCAAAUUGAUGAUUUUGAGGCUGCAGGCUGAGCUGGUAGGAGCUUGGUGUCGCUCCAGGACACUUGGCUACACUACUGUUGCUGGAAUAAAACUCAAGUACAUCCAGUAAUGACUUUCUCCAACCUUAACAGUGUUUAUCACUACAGUUAAUUUAAAAAAAGCCUCAUGAUUCUACUUUAAUUACUCAUAAAUGUGUGGAGUUUUGUUUUGUACCUUCCCCUUGGGUUAAAUCUUCAGAAACCUCCUUUCAUGAUUCAGUGCACACUGAAGAGUUUUUCAUCAAUGAGGAAAAAAGAUGUCUGUGGGAACUCUGUUGUAGAGAAUCAUUAGAAACCUGUUUGUUCCUUUUUGGGAGCAAACAUAUUCCACUGUUGUAUACUGUCUAAAUCAGUCCAACAGGAGAAACCCUCCUCAUUUGUUUGUCUUCUCCUCUCCAAAGGACUUUGAUUUUAACUGUCAGUAUGUACAGAUUGUAUGAACUGUAGUAGUUUUGUUUGCGGUAAAUAAAAAUAAAAACCUUUUUUUUAUUUCUUGACUUGAA
Thunnus maccoyii (southern bluefin tuna) is the source of this 2573-nucleotide messenger RNA. It is a transcript of the gene ivd, whose product is annotated as isovaleryl-CoA dehydrogenase. Gene Ontology annotation, cellular component: mitochondrion. Gene Ontology annotation, biological process: L-leucine catabolic process. Lineage: Eukaryota; Metazoa; Chordata; Actinopteri; Scombriformes; Scombridae. The transcript has 12 exons. Gene Ontology annotation, molecular function: 3-methylbutanoyl-CoA dehydrogenase activity; flavin adenine dinucleotide binding. The record is from RefSeq and is a predicted model, not a curated record. The coding region runs from base 110 to 1363 and encodes 417 amino acids.